Messenger RNA from Clupea harengus (Atlantic herring), 6470 nucleotides. It is a transcript of the gene fyco1a, whose product is annotated as FYVE and coiled-coil domain autophagy adaptor 1a. Gene Ontology annotation, biological process: plus-end-directed vesicle transport along microtubule; positive regulation of autophagosome maturation. The record is from RefSeq and is a predicted model, not a curated record. Gene Ontology annotation, molecular function: metal ion binding. Gene Ontology annotation, cellular component: late endosome; lysosome; autophagosome. Lineage: Eukaryota; Metazoa; Chordata; Actinopteri; Clupeiformes; Clupeidae.
GUGACGUAUAUGGAUGUUCCCAUCUGAUUAGUUCAGACAACUGCCAAUCAAUUAGUUGAGCGCAACUAGCAAGUUUGUUAUUCAAUGUAAACUAUGUUGACUGCUGUGGGACAUCUGGCAAUAACAGAACCGGUGUGACCCACCAACCCCCUUUUGCCAGGGUGUGUGUGGCCAUGGCAACCAGUCCAGCUGUGGGGGAGAGCCAGCUCCAGAGGAUUAUCCGAGAUCUGCACGAUGCUGUUGCUGAGCUGACUAAGGAGUACAAAGAGACUGGAGAACCCAUCAGUGAUGACAGCUCCAACCUACACAGGUUCUCCUACAAACUAGAAUACCUGCUCCAGUUUGAUCAGAAGGAGAAGACCACCCUGCUAGGCAGCAGGAAAGACUACUGGGACUACUUCAGUGACUGCUUAGCCAAGGUGAAAGGAGCCAAUGAUGGGAUUCGCUUUGUCAAGUCCAUCUCUGAGCUGAAGACGUCUCUGGGGAAGGGCCGCGCUUUCCUGCGCUACUGUCUGGUGCACCAGCGUCUGGCUGACACACUACAGCAGUGCCUCAUGAACCAGAGGGUCACUAGUGACUGGUACUACUCCCGUAGCCCCUUCCUGAAGCCUCACCUGAGUGUUGACAUCAUCAGUCAUCUGUACGAGCUGAACGACGUGCAGUUCGAUGUGGCGUCACGGGGUCAUGACCUUGACUCAGACUGGCCCACUUUUGCUAGGAGGACUCUUGGCAUGACCAACUCCCCUAGUCACAUGUGGAGACCACCCACUCGCAGUUCUAGCAUCAACAGCCUGGCUAGCUCCUAUUCACAGGUCAAUGAGUUCCUUGGCAGCCCAGACAUGGACCGCAGCGGCCUCGGUUUCCCCGGUGACACCAGCCUGGCCGACGACUCGUCGGUGAUGAGCGCGGUGGACGAGCUGCGCCUGGAGCUGGACCAGUCGGAGCUGCGCGAGAAGGAGCUACUGGGCCACAUGGGCCAGCUGGGCGGGGAGGCCUCGGAGCUGCGCGCCGUGGUCCUGGAGCUCCAGAGGCAGCUGGACGUCUCGCUGGACGCCCAGACCCAGCAGGUGGAGCGCGAGCGCGGCCUCGGCACCCAGAUGGAGGCCCUGGGCGCAGCGCUGGAGGCCCGGCAGGAGCAGCUGGAGGCGGCCGAGAGGCGCGGGCGGGAGCUGGUGGAUCAGCUGGACUCUGCGCUCGAGGCGAAGGGCGAGCGCGCCGCCGGGCACCUCGACUCGGCCCAGAAGAUCCACGAGCUGCUGGACGAGCUGAAGGAGGAGCAGCGCGAGCGCGCCCAGGCCCUGGAGGAGGCUAGCGACAGCCAGAGGAGGGCCGAGAGGCUCGGCCAGGAGCUGAAGGCCGCCCAGGAGGCAUUGGGGCGAGCGGAGAAGAAGAGGGAAGACGUGCAGGAGGAGUGCAGGCAGCUGAAAGAGGAGCUGGGCGCGCUAAAGGAGCAGCUGGAGGAAGGGAAGAGCGGGGCGCAGGAGGAGAGCGAGGGGCGCAGGAGGGAGGCGGAAGGCCUGAGGGAGCGGCUGGGCGCGACGGAGGUCGAGAGGGACGGGCUGAGGGCGAGCGUGGCCGAGCUGGAGGCCGGCGCCAGGGAGCAGACGCGGCGCACCGAGGACUACCGCGUCCAGUGCAGCAGCCUGAUGGGGCUGAACGAGGGGCUGCUGGAGACGGUGCGGCGCUCGGAGGAGAGCCAGAGGGAUCUGACCGAGGCCCGCGCCACGCUGGAGGCAGAGGCGGCCGCGCUGCGCGGCAAGAUGGCCGAUGCCACCACUGCCGCGGAGGAGAGGGAGAGGCGUCUGCGCGAGGAGGCCCGCGCGCUGGAAGAGCGUCAGCAGAGGGCUGCUGCGCAGAUGGAGAUGGCGGAGGCUCGGGUGCAGCGUCUGGAGGAGGAGAACGCGUCACUGCAGGCGGGCAGCGAGGAGGCGCAGCGCCGCUGCCUGGAGGAGGCGCAGCGGGAGCGCCGGGAGGCGCAGGCGCACGCCGGCCUGCUGGAGCAGCAGCUGGGCGUGCGCGGCGAGGACCUGGGCCGCCUGCACGGGGAGCUGCGAAGCGCAGUGCGCGACUCUGAGGAGGCCCGCGCCCAGCUGCGCGUGGCCGAGGAGGCGCGCCAGGAGCUCGCGGCCCGGGCGGAGUGUUUGACGGAACAGGAGGGGCGGCUGAACCUCGCCCACGUGGCUGAGCUCCAGGAGCGGACAGAGCGCGAGGCGGCACUAGGCCGCGAGGUGGAGGAGGCGCGCGGGGAGGUGCGGGAGCUCAAGGCCCAGCUGGAGCGCCUGGCGGUGGAGCAUGCAGAGGCGCGGGAGAGCCUGCACCGCGCCAACACCGAGACGGCCGAGCUGGGUAUCAACCUGUGCCGUCUGACGGCGGAGCGCGAGGAGGCAUGCCAGCGGAGGUGCGAGGCCGAGCAGGAGGCGCAGAGGGAGGCCGAGCGCCUCAAUGCCAGCCUGGCCGCCCUCAGGCAGGAGAACACCAGUCUGCGGCAGGAGAUACAGCAGGCCGAGAACCUUCCGGAAGCGCUGCUGGAGGUGCAGGAGAAGCUGGAGAAGGCCGAGUCCCAGGCCAGGACACAGCAGGACGCCGGGCGCGAGGAGAUGCAGGCGCUCAAGUUCCAAAUGAGCUCUGAGGUCAUGAGCCAGCAGAGCCAGAUCCAGAGUUUGAAAGAGGAGCUGGAGGGGGUGAAGACUCAGAUGAAGACAGAGGAGAAGAGAGCGUCCAGCCUGGCAGAAAAAGUCUCUGAGCUGGAGGGGGCCAGUGAUGAGUAUUCUCGGCUGAUCGAGGAGAAGGAUGCUCACGUCACCAAGUCCGAGAGGGAUAUUCGUGAAAACGAGGCGGAGAUUCUGAAGCUUCGAGAGAAACUGGACAGUGCAGAGCAGGCGCUGGCGGCGGGACAGGGUGUGUGUGGGGACCUGAAGCAGCGGCUGGAGCAGGUCCAGACUGAGGCCCAGAGCCAGCGGCUCAGCAUGGACGCCCAGAUCCUGGAGCUCUCCCACAUCAAGAACCACCUGGAGGAGCGCCUCAUAGAGCUCAUCAAGGAUAAGGAUGCGCUGUGGCAGAAGUCGGACGCUCUGGAGUUCGAGCAGAAGCUGCGGGCCGAGGAGCAGUGGUGGCUGGUGGACAAGGAGGCCGCUCGCUGCUUGGACUGCAAGGGCCAGUUCACCUGGUACCUGCGGCGUCACCACUGCAGGUUGUGUGGGCGCAUCUUCUGCUACUAUUGCAGUCAUAACUUUGUGAUGACCAAGCACAGUACUAAGAAGGAGCGCUGCUGCCGUGAGUGUUACACAGAGCACAGCGCCGUGGUGGAGAGGUUCACGCCAGCCGAGCUCGACACACACCUCUCACAACCACACGUCCAGCCAGCCCCCUACAAACCCACACCCAGGGUGACCGUGACGGAUCCGGAUACCAAACAGGAUGAUGCAGUAUAUGACAUCAUCACCGAGGACGAAGUGAACGGCAUCUAUGACAGCGAUUCGCUCUCACACACAACAACUACCUCACAGGAGGGGGAGAGUGAGGCCAGGGCACCCACUGACCUGGACGCUGAGGACAGAAGGACUGGGGACACCACCCCUGAAGAGCAGGAGGAGGUCGUGGCCACAGUGCAGGAUGCCGAGAUUAACCUGCUCCAGUCCGGAGAGUUAAGUGAGUCAGUGGGCCUGAGUCUGGAGGAGAUCUGUGGGUUCGGGGACGCGUCACGAGAGCUCCUCGUCAAGGCCAGCAGCUACAGCCUCGUCCCCAUCAGCGUGGGCGACCACGGCCCCACCAUCAGCUGGGUCUUCUCAUCUGAGCCCAAGAGUAUCUCCUUCAGCGUGGUCUUCAGAGAGGACACACACACACCCCUGGAGCAAUCAAAGGUUCUGAUUCCUCUGACUCGCUGUAACUCGCACAAAGAGACCAUCCAGGGACAGCUGAAGGUGCGGAACCCUGGGAUCUACACACUUGUCUUUGACAACUCAUUCUCAAGGUUCAUCUCAAAGAAGGUGCUGUACCACCUGACAGUGGAGAAGCCCGUCAUUUAUGAUGGUAGUGACUGCACACAAUGAUGGUCUCCACCUAGAAAAGUCAGUGGUUGCUGACCAGAAGCUGGCUUGUCAGGUCUUACUGUUAAUGCCCAGGGCCUGGAUUGUAUUACAUCCUUGUAACACUUAGGAUAGUCAUGAAUUGUUUUGUCUGUCAUAUCUCUGACCUUCCACCAUUGAGAAAUGACUGACUAAGUUAUCACUGUCCCAAAUGCUACAUGGAUCAUUUAGAAUCAAGUCCCUCGGGUGGUAUGGACCAGUUGACAUCUUUUGUAAAAAUCGCUAUGUCAAUCAUAAGGAACUAGGGACUCAGGGAGGGUAUGGGUGGAUAUUACAUUUAUUUUAUUUUAUUUUAAUCCUUUUAACCUACGCUUGUGAUCCUGUGCCAAGUAUACAGUGUGUGUGUGUGUGUGUGUGUGUGUGUGUGUGUGUGUGUGUGUGUGCGUGUGUGUGUUUAUAGUACACAUGUUUCUAAUGGUCUGGCAUUGUUUUUUAACAUAUUUCAGAUUUGUAAUAUUGAUCUUUUUCUUUGUGCAUUUUCGGUCCUGUGUCAUAGACAAACACUGGCAUUUUGUCUGUGGGCUUCCUCUUUUUAAUGCCAUUUACUGUUCAAGCCCCUUUCAUCAGCAGAUACCACACUCUUCCUCCAGCUGGUUUGUUGCCUAAAUACUACAAGCACAAAAGGAAAAAAUUAUGUUUAUUGGAAAUCCAUGUAUACAGUUUACAUGUAUGUUUUUUUUCCUUUUAGUGGCGAUCACUAAAGUACGGUAUGCUAAAUAACUGGAGCAGUUGCACACCUUGUCUGAUAUACAGUCAGCCAGUGCUUAAAAACUAGUAACUUUGUGUCAUAGUUAGCUGUCAAAAUGCACCAACAGCUUUUAGACCCCAAGUAUAUUUCUCCUUCUCAAAUACAAAUAGGAGCCUAUCCAAGUUUAUGGAAUACGAAAUAUUAUUCAUGGGGUCUUCUCCCUUAUGCUCAUAUACAAUGUAUGUUCUUAUUUACACUAUAGUAUGCUUUCUGUAUGAGAGUUUUUUUUGUAAACAGAGGUAAGAUUGAUGAAAAAAGUCCCAGAGGCUUUCAUAGACACAGGUAAUCAGCUUGCAGGAAUCCAAGCCAAAUCCCCACAAGCUUCAGAAACAGCGGCGAUGCCUAAACUCAGGGAACGAGACCACAUCCCUCUCGUUUCAGGCAGGGCUUUUUUUCUUCAGGGCUUUUAGUCCUCUGUUGCAGGUUCUAUGAUAGGAGAUUAGGUGGAGGGUUUGAUGGGUACGAGUUAUUUGAGGGAGAACUGGUGACCAGUGUAGUUAAUGGUGACUGCUCUGUGACACUGAUUAAGGUCCUGGUAGGGACUGUUAUGUGUGUGACGGACAUACUCAUGGAAUACUUUUGAAGUACCUGCGCUUUAAAAGACAGGAAGAGACUGACCAGUCUCAGCUCCAGUUCUAGCUCCUAAUGCACAAAUGUUCAGCUGACAUGAGAUUUGAGAGCCGCAAAGACAAAGACAAAGACAAACACUAAGACAAAGACCGUUCCCAGGUGAUAAGUCUUUUUUUUUGGUUUAGUGUUUCCAGUUUGGUCUGCAUUAGUCCCUUUAUCUUUAGAUAAUGGUUUUAUAAUAAUUUUACAAUGAUCUGGAGUGGUCAAUGAAAUCAGGUGGAGUAUUAUGCCAUUUGUGAAACAAAUCAAUUUGUGUCACAUCUGUAAUGUGAAUUUAUGUCACUCAUAUUGUCAUAGGAAUCAAGUUAAGGUCUGUAUGCAAUCAGUCACUACUAUUCAGGGGGAACAUCAUAAUCUUUGUAUUACUAAUGAAUGCUCUAAGAGCCACAAUCAGUUAAGUUGGUACAGCUUAUAUUGAGAAACAGUUCUAUAUUUAUAUAUAAACAUUUUGUAUCUCUUUCAUCCAUUUUGUAAUUGAUAGAAACAAAAGAUGAGAAAAAUAUGAACACUAUAUAUUUUCAGCACAGUUUUGCACUUUUGACAAGAAACACAUUUCUUUUAAAAAAAAAAAGGAGAUAAAUGAUUUUAUAACAAGUGCUCACAACUUUGGAGUUGGUGUCCAUUAGGGCUUUUUACUGAUUGAUCGUGAGUAAAGAAUCUUUUGAAGAUGUGUUGCAUAUUCCUUUAUCUCCAGAUGAGAAAUAGCCGUAUGCCUGGAAUAUGCACCCAUGUCAACAAAUGUGUCUCAGACCCUCUGAGAGAACAAGAACCUCCUGAAACUGGAUUAUAUGUGAAGUGCAGGUCCUGUUCUCUUCCAGAGGUAGUUCAUGACUCUGGACCACACUUCGUGUAGAAAAUGAGUGAAGCCCUGAAUCUUAAAUGAUAUAGAAUAAGACACUCUCUGAACAAGGUUCAGCUGUGCUGUCAGCAUUACUGUUGAAUGGUCACUGGUCACAUGCUGCAUGUAUCUUGCUUUGGGUCAGAGCAAUAAACUCUGUAAAGAAAGA